Messenger RNA from Pestalotiopsis fici W106-1, 1218 nucleotides. Its product is annotated as Protein phosphatase methylesterase 1. The record is from RefSeq and is a predicted model, not a curated record. NCBI's taxonomy places the organism in Eukaryota, Fungi, Ascomycota, Sordariomycetes, Amphisphaeriales, Sporocadaceae. Gene Ontology annotation, molecular function: protein methylesterase activity. Bases 1 to 1218 code for a protein of 405 amino acids. Gene Ontology annotation, biological process: protein demethylation. The transcript is spliced from 3 exons.
AUGAGUGACCUCCAGAAGGCCCUGGGCAAGUCGAGGCUAAGCGCAGGCGUGAGCCCCGACGCCUUUGAUGAGCGCGAGGAGCAGGAUAGCUACAUUGGGGACCUGCCCGAGAUGCCCAUCGAGGACGACUCUUCGUCGGCAUCCUCAGCUUCCUCGACGGGCACCAUUAUACCGUCGCCGAGCCGCAAUCUUUUUGCUCGACCUGAAGGAGUGCCGAGGGGACGCACAUUAGCCCAGAUACCAUGGACCACAUACUUUGAGAGGGAAUUAUUUCUUAAGCCAUCCGACGCAGAUGCCUCGUCUUCCAGCCCGACGAUUCACGCUUAUUUGACCUCACCCGUCGGCAAGGGACCGCUGUUCGUCAUGCACCACGGCGCCGGCUCGUCGGGGCUAUCUUUUGCCGUCAUAAGCUCCGAAAUCCGGAAGCGGUUGCCCGCCGCCGGGGUACUGUCGCACGAUGCCCGCGGCCACGGCCAGACGGUGGUGCCCCCGGCCGCCGCUGCUGACGAGCUCGACCUGAGUCUCACCACCUUGUCCAAUGACCUCUUGGCCGUCAUCCUCGAGACCAAGGCUGCCAUGCACUGGCAGGAGCUCCCGCCCAUGAUUCUGGUCGGGCAUUCUCUCGGCGGCGCCGUGGUGACAGAAUUGGCCAAAUCAGGGGCCUUGGGCAAUUCUCUACUUGGCUAUGCCGUACUCGAUGUAGUGGAAGGCUCUGCCAUUGACGCAUUGCAGAGCAUGCAGACCUACUUGUCUACACGACCCACCGGUUUUGCGACUGUCGAGGCAGGAAUCGAAUGGCAUAUCAGAUCGAGGACGGUGCGGAACGCCAUAUCAGCCCGCACAAGUGUACCGGCGCUUUUGAGCCACUCUGAAAAGGAGGGCGAUCCCAGACCUUGGAAAUGGAGAACAGAUCUGGCAAAAACACAACCAUUCUGGGAAAACUGGUUCGUGGGUUUGAGUAAGAAGUUCCUUAGCGCCAGAGGUGGAAAGCUGCUGCUUCUGGCCGGAACAGAUAGGUUAGAUACGGAAUUGACCAUUGGCCAAAUGCAAGGAAAAUACAACCUCCAGGUGUUUCCAGAAGCCGGCCACUUUAUUCAUGAAGAUCUUCCUGAGAAGACAGCAAUAUCUCUGGUAGAUUUCCAUAAACGGAAUGACAGAAGCGCCCUGGUUCUACCUCCCAAGGUGUCUGAUCUCCUUAAACAGGGCAAGAGAGUAUAG